Molecule: messenger RNA, 1164 nt
Organism: Xyrauchen texanus (razorback sucker)
Lineage: Eukaryota; Metazoa; Chordata; Actinopteri; Cypriniformes; Catostomidae
Gene: nmu
Product: neuromedin U
Exons: 11
Coding region: 280-837 (185 amino acids)
Biological process (GO): regulation of smooth muscle contraction
Molecular function (GO): neuromedin U receptor binding
Source: RefSeq, a predicted model, not a curated record
CUCCUGCUGUGUCAACAAUUUGCUCUGAAAAAUUGUCUGACAGGUGAAUGCACUGUUUGACUAGUGAGUCUAGAACACUGCGCAUCUGAGUUUUCGCUCGUGCAUGAUUGCGCGUCCAUGUUUUUCGAAUGGGUGGAGUCAGGGCCAGCGUUGGAGGAGAGAAGGUGUGUUUACGAAGAGGGUGUGUUACUCCGAGAGUUUAAAUGCUUUGCUUGUGAGGGAGACUGACAAGAGCCACAAGAACCCGCGCAAACAACGAGGACUGACACGCGCGAGACCAUGCGGAGCAGCAAUCAGUGUGAAAGCGGAGAAUCUCACAGCACGAGCAACAGCGCGAGACACCUCCAGCACAGCGCGAUGAGUCCAGCACACAGCUCCACACUGAUACUCGCAGUCCUCUUCAUCUCCUUGAUACCAAUCACCAAAAGUGCUCCAGUGCUAUUUAAUCCAUCCUCAAUAGAACAUGACCAGUUCAUUACCCAGAUAACCGAUUUUUGCUCAUUCUUCCUCUCUGCAGACCCAUCAUUUAGAACCUCUGAUGUUCUAGGGGACCUGUGUUUCCUAAUGCUGGGAUCACUGCAAAAAUCUAAGGAGAUCACAGCUCGUGAGAUCAGCAAACGGUUUUUAUUUCAUUACACUAAACCAAAUGGUGCUGGAUUGUCAGAUGGCACGUCCACUGUCUUGCACCCUCUUCUGGAGCUCAUACCCCAGCUUGCCAGAAGAAGAAGCAGGAGAAUGAAAUUAAAUGAGGAUAUUCAAGGGCCUGGCCGGAUCCAGAACAGAGGGUACUUCCUUUAUCGGCCACGAAAUGGAAGAAGAUCUGCUGAAUAUGUGUAAAACAAUAAAGAAUCAAAAGCUCAGUAACAACAGACCCUGUCCCGCAGCUGUACUGAUCCAGAGUAAGACGACCUAAAACAUCACAUCACACUCAUUCCAGAGAACUCUCCCUCAUUAAAUCGUGAUGUUGAAUGUACAGACAGAACCCAAUUAAAGUAUUUUAUUGGUUAAAACAUCCUGUUUGUAUAACUGUACUGUGUCUUUUGAAUUAAAAGCAUUAUAAAAUGUUUCCUCAUUGUGGCAGUGUGAUUUUGACCAAAUUGCUUUUCAUGUACAGUAUCUGAAUUAUUCGACCGAAGAGCAAGAAAUAAAAAUCUGUUUCUCAGU